AUGAGUGAGUUCAGUUUCAGAAGCAUCACAUUCAUGCUAGUAAUUGCAAUUCUGGUUUGGUCGUCGAAUUUCGACGCUUGCAUGGGCAGAAGAGGCCGGCAUUGGAGGCAAAGCAGGGCAUCCUUUGCUUCUCUUUCAAAGAAAAAAGGAAAAAGCAACCACGGCGGCAGCGGCGGCGGCCACUACCACAGCGGUAGUGGAUCAAAACCCAAGCCCCCAUCCCAUAAAAAGGCACCAUCUCCACCUCGUAACAAGGCACAGCCUCCACCUCAUAACAAGGCACCAUCGCCACCUCAAUAUAAAGCUCCACCACCACCACAGAAGGGUCCCUCCACUUAUAAUGUGCUAGAUUUUGGUGCUAAGGGUAACGGCGAUACCGACGACACAAAGGCAUUCCAAGCUGCAUGGGCCGCUGCUUGUAAAGUCGAGGCAUCAAGCAUUAUUGUUCCAGCCGGUUAUCAGUUCCUUGUGGGCCCCAUCUCAUUCUCCGGCCCUUACUGCCAGAAAAACAUUUUAUUUCAGCUAGAUGGCACGAUACUAGCGCCGACGGACUCAAAAUCCUGGGGCAAUGGCCUGCUGCAAUGGCUUGAAUUUACAAAGCUAAACGGAAUCACAGUACAGGGAAAGGGAGUGAUUGAUGGAAGAGGCUCUCCUUGGUGGCAGGACACUCCCUAUGGAGACCCUAUAGAUGAUGAUUACAAGCUCAUUGUGCCACUAAACAGCUCAUUCCAACAACGCCCGCCAAUGCCGAUAAGAAGCGAGCUGAGCGGGAAAAUGCCAAGCAUCAAACCGACUGCACUGCGGUUUUAUGGGAGUUUCAAUGUCACGGUUACAGGCAUAACGAUUCAGAAUAGCCCCCAAUGCCAUCUCAAAUUCGACAACUGCCAGGGAGUGCUGGUCCAUGAUAUGAGCGUCUCGUCCCCUGGGGACAGUCCCAACACAGAUGGAAUUCACCUCCAGAACUCCCAAAGAGUGCUCAUCCACUCCACCACUCUUGGUUGCGGAGAUGACUGUAUUUCCAUACAAACUGGAUGCUCGGAUGUAUAUAUACACAACGUGAACUGUGGACCAGGGCAUGGAAUCAGCAUUGGAGGUUUAGGAAAGGGCAACACGAAAGCAUGUGUUUCAAACAUUACCGUUCGAGACAUCAUGAUGCACAACACGAUGAAUGGUGUCAGAGUCAAGACAUGGCAGGGUGGAUCAGGGUCUGUUCAGGGAGUGCUGUUCUCAAACAUUCAAGUUUCUGAAGUUCAACUCCCCAUUGUGAUUGACCAAUUCUACUGUGACAAAACCACAUGCAAAAACCAAACAUCAGCUGUGGCUCUAUCGGGGAUCACCUACGAGAGAAUAAGAGGAACUUACACCGUAAAACCAGUACACUUCGCCUGUAGUGACAGCCUACCCUGCGUAGAUGUAACACUAAAUGGUAUACAGCUAAAGCCAUUGCAAGAAAAGUAUCACCUGUACAACCCCUUCUGCUGGCAGACGUUUGGGGAGUUGAGAACCCCAACAGUCCCACCCAUUGGUUGUUUACGGCUUGGCAAGCCAUCAGGCAACCAAAUAAAUUCAAAUCAUGAUGCGUGUUGAGAUUUUUAGUACUAAGUAUAUAUCUAUAUAUGUAUAUCUGAUGAUGAUGGUGUAUUCACUUUGUGUGGUCUGCAAGAUUUCCUGACCCCUUUCGCACCAUCAACGUAUUUGGUAAUUGGUAAUUGGUAAUUGGUAUAGUGUGUGUAUAAUUUGGCAGUCCUAGUUUUACAGGAAUUCUUCGUCAUCUUUGUUAGAGGCUUACGUUUAUAUCCUGCUGUUAUACAAGAUUACAUAAUUACAGAACUUCCAUGAAUUGUCUA
Messenger RNA from Malus domestica (apple), 1847 nucleotides. Its product is annotated as polygalacturonase At1g48100. The record is from RefSeq and is a predicted model, not a curated record. Gene Ontology annotation, molecular function: polygalacturonase activity. NCBI's taxonomy places the organism in Eukaryota, Viridiplantae, Streptophyta, Magnoliopsida, Rosales, Rosaceae. Gene Ontology annotation, biological process: carbohydrate metabolic process.